AUAAGGUUACUGAGAUCCGAUCCGUAGCUUCAAUAUGUUUAGUAGAAACACUUAAAACGGUAAAAGAAGUAUGGUCUAGAGUUAAAAAGUGCUUUAAAUCUGACUUAUUUACUUGCUUGAUUUCUACUAAAUCAUUCAGUAGUUUUUUAGGAGUAUUUUUAGUUAAAUUAAAACCGGUGAUAGUUGAAAAUGAUAGUUUAAUGGAAUAUUUAUUAAAAGCAAUUGGUGCUAAGACUAGUGAAAAUUUUAAAGAAUUUUUCUCCCAAGAGGAAAUAGACAAAAUGAGUUAUGAUGAAAAAUUUUUCCCUCCUUGUAAGUGUGGAAAAUAUGGAGAGGAGGUGUGUCAUAAGUGUGCUCCAUGUGUCAAAUGCGGAAAAGAGAGUUACGGAGAUUAUUUUACAGAAAAACCUCGUUUACCAAAAAAAGAACCCAGACAAGUUGAGAAGUGCGACCAUUGUGGAAAAUUAGGAGAAAUUAAGGUUGGUAGUGCUUAUUGGGGGAAAAGUUUUUGUAGUUCUAAUUGCUAUGAACUUGCUUAUGCUCGUGUAUCUUCUCUCAAAAAUCGUGAUGAGAUUAGGGCUCAUUGUUGUGUUUGCAGAUUCCGAAUUUUUGGCGAAGAUAAUAACUUUACAGAAGAUUUCAAAAAUAGAAAAGGAAUGGUUUACUAUUCGGAUGGAAGCAUUAAUUCAUUUUACUGCUCGGAAACAUGCUUUGAAAAGAGAGGGGAUAAAAGCGGUAUGAGUGGAAGCGCGUUCCAUGACCGCAAUCCAACCUCAUCAGGCAAUUCUCCUAAACCUAUUCCAGCGGUUCCGAACUCUCAACCGAUAACUAAUAAAAGCGACAAAAAUAAUGUUAAAGUUAUUAAGUUCGAAGAUAAUCUGCUCAAACCUACUGAAAAUUCACCGGUUAAAACUGAUAAUCAAACCCUAAUUAUUAAUUUGAAAAGUAUUAAGCACAUAACUCUAACUUCGGAUAAUAAUUUAGUGAUUGAAUUUAAUAAGGUCGAAACUAAUAGUGCUAGACAAGAGGUUGAAAUUGUAAAUGACAAGCAAAUAGGUAGCAGUCAAGAACUUCAAAAAAUUAAAAAUUAUUUACAAGGAAGUGGAGAAAAGAGUAUUAACCAACAAAAGUUAAACAGUAUUCUCAACUUUGACAACACUAACACAGGGAUUACAGAUGAGCCCGAUAAUUAUACAUUAGCAGUAGGAUUGAGUGUAAUUUUCGUCCUAAGUGGAUUAACUAUUGGAGAAGAAAUAGAUGCUUCGACUGUCUGUUGCAUCGAUUGUUUACACAAAUUUGAGUAUGAUGAAGAAGGUUGUCAUAUUAUAAUUAAUCGUCAUGAAGAGGCGGAACACGAGGGAGAAUUUGAAAAAUAUAAGCAAGCCCAGGAAAAAGCCCAAAAGCAAGAAUGCGAAAGGGUGGUGGAGAACAUGAAACAAGAAAAAUAUUGGGCUAAUAAUGUUAGAGAAGGCGAAGUUCCUAUUCAAAUAGUUGAGGAAUUUCAGGAAAAAGAAAUAGAAUUUUUUAAAAAAGAUGAUAGUGAUAAUCCACCGUUAGAAAUUGAGGAAGGAGAAAGAAUUGUUAUGACUGACGAACAAGUGGAUAAUAAUCAAGAAUUGCAAAAAGUUAGAAAUUAUUUGCAAAAAAAUAAUAAAGUUAGUUUAAAUCAACGAGAAUUAACGGAAUUUUUUAAUUCUAGUUCAGUUCCAGUUGAAGCACCAAAAGAUAUUAACAGAUUGCUUAAAAUAGGCGGAGGAGCAGUUUUAGUGUUUGGAGUGCUGGGGUGA
Messenger RNA from Funneliformis geosporum, 1787 nucleotides. NCBI's taxonomy places the organism in Eukaryota, Fungi, Glomeromycota, Glomeromycetes, Glomerales, Glomeraceae. The record is from the annotation of a GenBank genome assembly.